AUGGUGUUCACUGCUCGUUGCGUAUGCACGAAACACAGCACCUGGAGCCAUGGAAAUGUAUCACCUGAUGCAUUACGAGUUGCAGAUCCUGAGGAGCUAACGUUUUGCGAGGUCGAUAGUUCGAAAAACAAAGGCCGAAAAAGAAAGAUAUGUUUAGCUUGCUGUGGAAGACUUAAGACGUUUACACUUCUGCAAUUGCCAUGUUUUGGUUUCUCAUGUUCCACACAUCUCUGUCGUUCAAUAAGCUUAUAUCUGAUUUUUUCGCACACUUUAACUUACGUCUUGUAGGUUAGUAUAUGGAAUACGUGAUAAUUUUUUCAUUUAUUUAUUUUAUUUGUUUGUUAUUUAGGAUCAACAAGCCAGUCAGUACGCGACGGAAGAUAUGUGCAAUGUACCUGUUGUCGGCGAAGGUGAAAUUGACAACACUGAAUAUUCACCAAGCAGUCUACCUUCGUCUUCCAGCUCCACACAUGUGCAAGUUUUGGAAGUGCCUUUACAACCGUACAAGGACGCAGAAAAUAGGACUCAGCAAGUUAUGAGGUCAAAGACCAUCAAGGUUGUUGAAGAAUGUGCUAACAAAUUUGUGCAUUAUAACGCAAAAGACAUACCUGAAUUUGUAAAAAACUUGUUGCAUUGCAAAAGUGGAAGUCCACAUUUGAAAGUUGCCACAACAAGGUUUACCAGGAGAGUAUCUUCCUCACUAACCUUGCAGCCGAAUACAAACACUGCAAGGAUAAAGAUUUGAGUAAAGUGGUACGACUUCGAUCAGCAAAGCAAACCCAGACAAUUUUGAUUGGACAGACUCUACGGGACAGUAGAAUUUCUCUGAGUGGGGUGACCUCAGAGGUUUUCAAAUCGCGCGGUGAUGCAGCUAAAGAUCUUGGCAGGAUUCGAAGUUACUCUGAUGAAAAGAGAAGACUUUUGUCCAUCGUUGCAACAGACUACUCAUAUUCAGUAGUAGAAAAACUCUUCAAUUGUUCUUCGAAAAUGGUCACCGCGGCUAGAGUACACUGCAUUUUACUUGGAUGUGGGGGUGUCCCCAUGGACAAAUUCAGAUUUACCCGUCAAUGCGUUAGUUCCGAAGUGUUAAAGGAACUUUGUGAAUUUCUCCAUAGAGAUGAUAUAUCAAGGCCAUCGUCAUGCCAGAGUGUCUUGGUUGAAGGCGAGGAGACAGCUGUGAAGUACUGGCAGGAUACUGUCAAGGGACUUAUUAACCAGUACCUUCUGGAAUUCCCUAAUGGAGUGAAGAGGACCUACAUUUACAGACACUUGCCAAUUAAUUUUCGAAUAAACACCAUGUUGGCAGGUCUGUGUAACUUGUGUGAUGAUUUUGGAUACUCCAAUUUUGAUGAACUCUGGGCUAUCAUCUCAGGUGUCAUCCAGUUGCUCUGAUGUCAAUGCAUCAGCCCUCUCCUAGGAUGUGAAACGCUAUCAGAAAUUUUUGAAGACAACAUUCCCUAAACGUGCUCAGAAGCAUUCUCCUUACCUCGAACUUUGCUUGUCACAUGCAUUUGAUUCCUGUUCAGAAAAGCACAGCUCAGUUCUAACUGACAUUUCUCUAAUUUAUGAUGUGCAUAGUUCCCUUAUGCAAUCAAUUCAGUCCAUGAGUGAUGUUUCGGCCAAGGAUGAUUUAAAAGCCAGACUAGAAGAAGUGUAUAAGGUGCACUUUGACUAUUUGGGUCACCUUCUUCGUACGAAACAUCAAGGUGACUACUACAACUUUGUUUUGAAGUAUUUGAAGCCUGGGGAGUGCGUUAUGGUCAUUGACUGUAAGAUGAAAUUGGAACCUGGGAAAAGGACCCGCGAGAUUCAGCGUGAUUGGUAUGGGAAGACAGGGAUAUCGCUGCAUGGGUGUUACAUUGUUGCACAGAUUGGAGAAAACGAAAAAAGCUGCGACGUGUUUGACUUGUGGUCAGAAGACACCAAACAAGAUGCCUUCUUUACCCAAAGUGCAUUAGAUGUCUGUUUUACAUGGCUUGAGAGGGCCUUCCUAGGAUUCUCUGUUUAUCUGUUUUCUGGUAUGUGUGCAAUUUAUUUCCACUCCAUGUUACAUUCAUACAGUUUCACUCACGUGACCAGCAGCUAUGUAACUAUAUUGGAACAAAGGAAAUUAUUUACAUGAGAAAAGAGUUCAAUUCCCCAGGAUUAGUACGGGACACCAUCUUGGCCGCAUUUCAUUGUUUUGAGACACCCAUAUGGCCACCGUGACAUCACGUGAAAACGCUGUAUACCUGUAGAUACUGUACGUAAAACCUGAUCCAGAUACUUCAGUGAUCUAAAGGGAUAGGCACUACUCUUGCAGUCUCUCACCAGCACAUGGGCUUCCAGAAACAUUUAAGUUAACUGGGUUUUGAAAAAAAGUUCUCUAGGCUUAUGGAAGUAAAUUUUGAGCAACAAAAAUAAGGCACAUUCGGCUCUUUGGUAGGGUUAAAUACAUUCUAACAAUCACGUGUGGAAAGACGUCAGUUGCAGAGGUGCAUUGUCAGGUUUUCUUUGUUUGUUAUAACGAUCUGCAUUUAUUUUUUUAUUGCUCUUCAUGUCUAUAUUUUAAUGCCGGGAAUAUAACAUCUAAUUCCCCUUUCAAAUAAAUUAUUAUUUUUAUAAUGUAAUAAAAAUAACCCUAAAAAGCUCCUAAAUAUAAUAUAGGCACAAAUCCUUACUUAGUGCCCAAUAAGCACUGCCCCUAAGUUGAGCAACCCAAAUUCAAUGCCCCCUCUAUCCAAUUCAAAAUAAUUUAUAACAAAAAGUACACAGGCUGAAUUAUGAUGACAUAGCAGACAAAAAUGGAAAACAUAACUCAAAGUAAGGGGUGACUGUCCCCAGGUGAUGAGAGAUACACCUUUUGGAGUGAAGGAACAAAAGUAUAUUAGUCAGUUUUGAUAGACACAGCACAGUGAUAAUUUUUUUUCUUUUUUCUUUCUUUUUGAAAUAGAGCAUGAAGAAUGUAUCAUGUUUCCAGUUGUCCAUCGAAAUAAGUAGGGCUCCUAAGAAAAUGGGCAUAUUCAUAUUUCCUCUUUAAGGAUAAUUUGCUGGGGGCAUCAUCGCACAUUCCUUGGCUGGUAUUAGCAAAGUUGUCAAAAAGACAAAGGCUCAGAUUCAAAAGAUCACUACAAGAAAAUCCCCUAUGGCUGGCUCAACGGGCUCUUCCAUCUCUUCGCAAUUACCAGUACCACAAACCAGAGAAGAGGGCUUACAAAGUCUCCCCAGCCAAGAUGUAUAUAGUGUGCGUUUUAUAAACCAUGCACCUGAACCACUACAGUCCCCAUCCUUUUUUCAGCGUGGAAGGAUUGCCACAAAUCUGCAGCCAUCUAAUGGAUAUGCUAUAAAGAAAUCCUCUGGUAAGAGUAAUUUUCUCCUUGGCUCAAAAAGAAAUAAUAUCUUUUUACAACCGACAAGCAUUAAGUGGUGUCAGAGCCGAUCCAAAAGAUAUCAUUGCAUGUAUGAGACUCCAGGGUGCAGAAGUCCUCAAAGAGACACAAAUCCGUACCUGGUGGAGCACCUACCAUCAGAAAAGGAAACAAACUUUGAAUGUCUCGCAAGAGGAAGCAUGUCAUUUGCAAAGGGGUGGGUCAUCCGUCUCCAAGCAUCCCUGGCUCGACCACUCCUGUGUCUGCCCCUGGCUCGACAGUACCUGUACAGCAGCCCACUCCUGUUUCCGUCCCUGGCUCAACAGUUCCUGUGCAGCAGCCCACUCCUGUGUCUGUCCCUGGCUCGACAGCAUCUUUACAGCAGCCUAACCCUGUG
Molecule: messenger RNA, 3744 nt
Organism: Porites lobata
Lineage: Eukaryota; Metazoa; Cnidaria; Anthozoa; Scleractinia; Poritidae
Source: the annotation of a GenBank genome assembly